AUGUGCUUUCGAGGACCAACGAUCAGAAGGUGGUGGAUCGCCUCAGCGGUAAGACGCUGUCUGAUCCUGAAGCAAGCGACCUUGACCGAUGUUCCCAAUGAGCUUAUGUUCCGGUAUCUUACCAACGUCGUGUGCAAUCAGGUCGUGUCCCAGACUUCGUUUCUGCAAACGGCCGUUUCGUUCACUGAAUUUCACAAGACCUCCUGUCUCAAAUCGCUGCUCAACGUUGUAUAUACCCUUCGGUCCCGUAUCAAGUACGCAUUCAAAUUUCGUUGCUGGUGUAAAGUAGCAUAUAGUAUGCAGAUUUUUCUUGAAUGAGU
This is a messenger RNA of Soboliphyme baturini, 320 nucleotides long. The record is from the annotation of a GenBank genome assembly. NCBI's taxonomy places the organism in Eukaryota, Metazoa, Nematoda, Enoplea, Dioctophymatida, Soboliphymatidae.